CACCCAGCUCAGCUCCCAGCUGACACGACUAAAAUCGCCAAAACAGAAGAAGGUGAUCUCCAAAGGCAGUGUGCAUUUUUUCAGAUCAGCUGUUGAUAUUUGAAGCUGAAGAACUCACUAAAACUAAUUUAACUAGAUCUACUAGUUACUACUGUCCGACAAAUCUCGACUUUCUUUCCAGAUUAGGGAAAAAUAUUUAAAUCAAGAUGCCACUUAAAUUUGCAGCCAACAUUUCCAUUAUGUUCACAGAGCUACCAAGUUUCGCUAGUCGGUAUGCCGCGGCUAAAACAGCGGGAUUUCAAGCUGUGGAGUGUGUCUUUCCUUUCGAGUUUUCGAAAGACGAAAUAGCAUCAGCAAGAAAGCAAGCAGAAGUGGAACACGUCUUGAUGUCCAGCUAUCCUGGUGAUAGGACAGCGGGGGAGUUUGGACUAGCUGCCCUUCCGGGUAGACAGAAAGAAUUCCGGGAAACUCUUGAGCUUUCCAUAGAAUAUUGCAAAGCUCUUUGUUGUAAGAGGAUGCAUGUAAUGUCUGGAAGGAUUCUGGCUCAUGAGGAAGGUCAAAGGUCAAGUCUUCUCUCUCAGAUGGAGGAAACGCUGGUGGAAAAUUUGAAGUAUGCAGCUAAUAGACUUUUGAGGGAAGACAUCAUAGCUGUCAUAGAGCCAAUCAAUGAUAGAUACACCAUUCCAAACUACUUUCUCACAAGGCAAGACCAAGCUGUUGAUAUAAUCAAGAGAGUUGGCUGUGACAAUGUGAAACUGCAGCUGGAUAUUUACCAUGUCCAACUUGUCCAUGGUGAUCUAACGAGAAUCAUCAAGGAAUACAUGCCUUAUGUAGGUCACAUCCAGGUAUCACAAGCUCCUGGAAGAAAUGAGCCCAGUCUGAAGGGAGAGAUAGACUAUGACUAUAUCUUUGAUGUGCUUGAGAAGUCUGGUUACGAUGGCUGGAUAGGAGCGGAAUACAAGCCCUCUACAGGAAAUACAGAAGACAGUCUAGCUUGGUUUCAGAGAUUCAGAUGAAUAGGGCCAAUCUUCAUCCUGAUCUAGAGGGAAUCAAGUGAAGGAUAUAGCAGGUCUAGAGAUAGUAAUGGACCUCAGAUAUACUAGCAAGACAUUCUCAUCAUGUACUAUUGAUUUACCACCUACCAGUAUUCCUUUUAUCAGAAGGUUCUUGCAUAUUUUAUCACAUUUAGGACAUCAUUUUUUUCAAAAUGGAUCCAGCUAGCUGCAGCAAUGUUUCGCCGAACUUAAUAGCUAUUAAAGUGUACAAAAUUCAACAUUUAAAGCUGAAUAGACGAAGGAAAACCUUUAGUUCAAAAUUUCAAAAUUGACUGAAUGCAACAUAUAUUGUCUCACUUGACAGCUACAAAAUUGCAGUUUAUGAAACUGAAUAGUAUAAUUUUAGAGAUUGUGUGUCUGCGUAGUGAUGAGCUAUUAAAAUUGCCAUGGUAACCAGUGGCUCAUUUAGUAUUUUCAAAAAGCUAAGUUUAAAAUGAACUUUUUCCAUAUUGUUUAACUCUUAAGCUGCCCCCAUGCAAUUCACCCAGUGCCACAGUGCUAAUCCCUAUUGUGCCAGCCACUAAUCCCCUCCGUGCCAAAUUUAAUUUAGGGUUGGUUCAAGUGUGUGUAGUUUAAAUUGUUUCUAUGUUUGAUCCACUAAACAUCUCAUCCGUAUGUUGUAUUAAAAAAAAUGUACAUUCAAGUUGUAGGAAAUUUAACCCUCUCUCUGUUGAUACCAAUAUCAUUUCAUGAAUCUGUUAUUUUGGUAAAGUAAAUAAGCACUAUCAUUGUGAUGUCAAAUCAAUCCGUUGUCUCAUUUCCCGCACACAAUCUGGGGGUCAGACGUACAAAUGUUGUGUUCGCCCUCUCUGUCCGACCCCACAUAUAGUUGUUCAACAGCUGUUUUUGUCAGAAUACUUACAUGCUUUAAGACUUAAUGUUUUAAUUUUGAUGACCAACUAUUCGUGAUAUUCUGUUCUUCUAAACCUGAAUUUUAAUGGUCCUAAUGAUUUUAGUAAAUUCAAACCUGAAAUUUCUUUUCUUUUAACUUUUCCUUUCACCUGAAGUUAUUGCCCGUCAUCCAUCGUCAAUUCAAGGUUGUAUGUCAUGUGUAAACAUUAACAAUUUAAUCUUCAUUCAAUCCCAUGGUCAGAAUUUUGCCAGUUUGGCAGGAAUCGUGCUCAAGAGCAAGGUGUACUCAUUGCCCCCUUGGUCCUAGAGGCGAAAUCAAAUUGUUUUGUUCAUGUACUUUACAGGUAUAUAAAAAGUAAUACAUGUAUGUACACUGUGUAGACUCAUAUAUAUAUAUAUAGAUAUACAUGUAUUUGUAUAUAAUAAUGUAAUAUAAAAAGUUAAAAUGUUUGCAUGGCAGGGCAUUUAUUAGGGGUAACAUGUUAGGGGUGGGGAGGGGGGGGGUAUGGAGCAUGGGCAUUUACAGGAAUGUUCACUUUGUUAAUACCACAAGAAGGUUGCAUCAAGCCUGACUUUAUCUUUUCAAACUCAGGUGAGCAUCAAAACCUCUUAAGCCUUUAUUAUUAUUUCAAUUGUAAAUCAGAAAUAUCAUUGGAGUCAACAUAUUAGGUGUUUACAAAUAAAAAAGAUAUUUUCAUACUGUA
Strongylocentrotus purpuratus (purple sea urchin) is the source of this 2611-nucleotide messenger RNA. RefSeq names its product putative hydroxypyruvate isomerase (gene hyi). NCBI's taxonomy places the organism in Eukaryota, Metazoa, Echinodermata, Echinoidea, Camarodonta, Strongylocentrotidae. Gene Ontology annotation, biological process: glyoxylate metabolic process. The record is from RefSeq and is a predicted model, not a curated record. The transcript has 8 exons. Gene Ontology annotation, molecular function: hydroxypyruvate isomerase activity. Bases 207 to 1016 code for a protein of 269 amino acids.